Tympanuchus pallidicinctus (lesser prairie-chicken) is the source of this 4116-nucleotide messenger RNA. It is a transcript of the gene SMC2, whose product is annotated as structural maintenance of chromosomes 2. Gene Ontology annotation, cellular component: chromosome. The coding region runs from base 186 to 3752 and encodes 1188 amino acids. Gene Ontology annotation, molecular function: ATP hydrolysis activity; protein binding; ATP binding. The record is from RefSeq and is a predicted model, not a curated record. Gene Ontology annotation, biological process: chromosome organization. Lineage: Eukaryota; Metazoa; Chordata; Aves; Galliformes; Phasianidae. The transcript has 25 exons.
CUCGGCGCCAAAAUUCAAACGUUUGUUACUGCCGCAGCUCUGCUUACGGCGAGAGUGCGAGAGGGGCUCGGAGGCUGCCGGCCGUCAGCGAGAGCUUCCUUCGCUUGCAUGAGGAGUUACAGUUCAGUCCUUUCAUUGUACUCCUGAGGGAAGCACCAACGUGGCCACUUGACAGCUUAAAGAAGAUGUACAUCAAAUCAAUUGUACUUGAAGGAUUUAAAUCCUAUGCUCAGAGGACAGAAAUCCGUGAUUUUGAUCCAUUAUUCAAUGCCAUUACUGGUUUGAAUGGUAGUGGCAAGUCCAACAUCUUGGACUCGAUCUGCUUCCUGUUGGGCAUCUCCAAUCUAUCUCAGGUGCGAGCUUCGAGCCUCCAUGAUUUAGUUUAUAAAAAUGGGCAAGCUGGAGUGAAUAAAGCAACUGUGUCUAUCACAUUUGAUAAUUCUGACAAGAAACAUAGUCCACUGGGAUUUGAAAAUAAUGAUGAGAUCACCAUCACCAGGCAGGUUGUUGUUGGGGGUAGAAAUAAGUAUCUUAUCAACGGUAUGAAUGCUUCCAACAAUCGUGUACAGGAUCUCUUUUGUUCUGUCGGACUCAAUGUCAAUAACCCUCACUUCCUUAUUAUGCAGGGGCGAAUUACUAAAGUUCUAAAUAUGAAGCCAACAGAGAUUCUAGCUAUGAUUGAAGAAGCAGCUGGUACCAGGAUGUAUGAAUGCAAGAAAAUGACUGCCCAUAAAACCAUAGAGAAAAAGGAAGCCAAACUGGAUGAAAUUCGAAGGGUCAUAACUGAAGAGAUCAGUCCAACUAUAGAGAAACUGAAAGAGGCACGUGCAUCAUAUCUAGAGUACCAGAAAAUAACACGGGAAGUGGAGAAUUUAAGACGCAUCCAUGUGGCUUUUCAGUAUGUCCGUGCUGAGGAGAUAAAGGAUCGCUCUGCUAAUGCUUUAAAGGAAGCACAGACAAAUAAGAAGAAGAUUUUGGAAUCAGUGGCUGAGAAUGAGAAGAAGGUAAAGGAACUUGCACAACAAAUAGAAGAAACAGAGAAGAAAAACAAUACGGAAUUUGGUGCUAAGUUACAUUCGCUGGAAGUUGCUUUGUCGGAACUCCAAAGAGUUGAUGCUAAAGUCCGCAGUGAUCUUGAUCAUAGGAAGCAAAACUUAAACAGUGAAGAGAAAAGGCAUAAAGAAUUGAUUAAAAUCAUGCAAGAGGAAUUUAAAGCAUUCACAUCAAAGGAAAAGGAAAUAAAGAAGAUACAGGAAGAGCUAAAUGAUUUACAGGAGGAAAGUAAAAAAGAUGCAGAAGCUUUAGCCACAGCACAACAGCAUUUUAAUGCUGUAUCUGCUGGCCUGUCUAGCAAUGACAGUGGUCAAGGAACUUCUCUUGCUGACCAGAUGAUGACCUGCAAAAAUGAGAUUAGCAAAGCAGCAACGGAGGCUAAACAGGCCCAAAUGAAGCUGAAAUAUACUCAGCAGGAGCUAAAAACAAAACAAGCUGAAGUUAAAAAGAUGGAUGGAAGCUACAAGGAAGACCAGGAGGCAUUAGAAGCUAUCAGAAAAACUAAAGAGAAACUACAAGAUCAAAUGAAAAAUCUGAAAUACGAAGAAGCUGAACAAAAAGCCCACCUAGCAAAAAAGAAACUGAGUUCUGAAAUCAGUUCUCUGACAGAAUUGUGUGAAAGUAUAAUAGCAAAGCAUCCUCAUCUACGGUUUGAAUACAAAAAUCCAGAAAAAAAUUGGAAUCCGAACCAUGUGAAGGGCCUUGUUGUAACUCUUAUCACCGUGAAAGACGUAGCCACAUCAAGAGCCCUAGAAGCAGUGGCUGGGGGAAAGCUCUAUAACAUUGUUGUGGACACAGAGGCUACUGGCAAAAAGAUUUUAGAGAAGGGUCAACUAAAGCAUCGGUACACCAUCAUUCCACUAAGCAAAAUUUCAGCCAAGUGUAUUGGAGAUGAGAUUAUCUCCUUGGCCAAAAAUCUGAUUGGUCAUCAUGAAGUACAUAUAGCCAUUUCUCUUAUUGAUUAUAAUUCUGAACUGCAGAAGGCAAUGGAAUAUGUCUUUGGGACAACACUGGUCUGUAGCAGUAUGGCUAACGCUAAGAAAGUGACCUUUGACAAAAGAAUAAUGAGGAAAGCAGUUACACUUCAAGGAGAUAUAUUUGACCCCCAGGGAACCCUUAGUGGAGGUGCAAGCUCAAAUAUUACACCUAUAUUGUCUAAACUUAAAACAAUGAGAGAAGCUGAAGACAAAGUCAAAAUAAAGAAGUCUCAACUUGAAGCUGUAGAGAAAGAGCUGGCAAACUUAAAGAAUGCGGCUGAAAAGUACCAGCAUCUGAAGCAGCAGUGGGAGAUGAAGUCUGAAGAGGCAGAGCUACUGCAAACUAAGAUUCAGCAAAGUGCUUAUCACAAACAACAGGAAGACCUGCUUGCUCUGAAGAAAACUAUUGCGGAGUGUGAAGAGACAUUAAAGAAAACUGAAGAGAGCCAGAAGAAAGCUGAAGAAGAGUAUAAGGCAUUAGAGAAUAAAAUGAAAAAUGCAGAAGCAGAACGUGAGCAGGAAAUAAAAAAUGCCCAGCAGAAACUAAAUAGCGCCAAGAAGAAAGCAGAUGAUUCAAGCAGAAAAAUGAAAGAAAAGCAGCAGGAAGUUGAAGCAUUAGUUCUGGAAGUUGAACAGCUGAAACAAGAACAAGCCUCAUAUAAGCAACAGAGUGAGGCGGCACAACAAGCAAUCGUGUCCUUCCAGGAGCAAGUUGAUGCUUUGGCAGCCGAAGCAUUUAAGACAAGGGAAUCUCUAAAGAACGCGGAGAAUGAGCUGAUCAAGCAAAAGGGAUUAAUGGCAGAGCGAACUAAAGUUAUCAAAGCCAAAUCUGCAGAGAUGGAGAAAUACAGAGAGCAAAAUAAUGAACUGCAGCUCAACAUGAAUGCGUUAGAACAUGACAUCAGCAAGUAUCAACAAGAGACUGCUGAUGCCUCUUCCACGUUGGACAAACUGCUAAAAGAGUAUAAGUGGAUAGCUUCAGAAAAAGAGCUUUUUGGCCAGCCAGACACAACUUAUGACUUUGAAGCCAGCAAUCCUAAAGAAGCAGGUCAGAAGCUGCAGAAGCUGCAGACAAAAAAAGAGAAGCUGGAGAAGUCAUUGAACAUGAGAGCUAUGAAUUUGCUUUCUGAGGCAGAGGAAAGGUAUAAUGACUUAAUGAAGAAAAAGAGAAUUGUAGAGAAUGACAAGGUAAAAAUUCUUGCAACUAUUGAAGAGCUCGACCGAAAGAAAAAUAAAGCUUUACACAUUGCUUGGGAAAAGGUGAACAAAGACUUUGGUUCCAUCUUCUCGAUGCUUCUACCAGGAGCCAAAGCCAUGUUAGUUCCAUCUAAAAAGCAAAAUAUCCUGGAUGGUCUGGAGUUCAGGGUUGGCUUAGGAAACAUCUGGAAGGAAAACUUAACGGAACUUAGUGGAGGUCAAAGAUCACUGGUGGCCUUGUCCUUGAUCUUAGCCAUCCUUCUCUUCAAACCUGCUCCAAUUUACAUCUUGGAUGAAGUGGAUGCUGCUCUUGACCUUUCUCAUACCCAGAAUAUUGGACAGAUGCUUCAUGCUCAUUUCAAGCAGUCCCAGUUCCUUGUGGUGUCUUUGAAGGAUGGAAUGUUUAACAACGCCAAUGUCCUCUACAGAACCAAGUUUGUUGAUGGUAUAUCCACAGUUUCAAGACACUGCCAGUUAAAAAAAAAGCAGCCACUGAAUGAGACCGGCAACAACAAAGCUGAGUAACAAACAACACAGUAAUGAUGACUCAAGCAUUCUGUGUUCCUUGAUAAUAGGAGGCCCGAGAAUCACCUUUUUAAAAAAGAAAAUCAUUAUUUUUAUCUUGAUUCUUUUUAGUAAGUCAUUGUUUUUAGCUUUUUUAAUAGCUUCAGUUCAUGGCUGAACUGGAGCCUUUCUGUGAGAGAGGUGUGAUGAAUGAAGCUUGCAGCGUUUAUAGUUUUCAGAAAACCUGUUGCAAACUGAGAUACUGCAUUCAGCUUUUGUCAGUUAAAGUGCUGUAUGUUUAUGUAAGUUAGUGUAAGCUUUAAGCUGUGUAAGCUACUUAUUUGAGAGAAGUAUGGUGUGUAGCAUUUUAACUGCUCAUUUUUAG